AUGGCAGCCCAGAGAGUGGCGGUGCUGUUAUCCUGGCUGAGCUGCUGCGGCUCAGCGCUGUGGAGAUAUUACACUAAAAGCCCGGACUACCGCAUUUUCAGUACCAGAAGCACCAUUCAGUUAGAGUAUGAAGGAACAUUUUUUUCUGAGUGGAGUGUGCCAGAAACCUGUUCUGUGAAAAAUAAAAGCUCACCCACGACUGAACUGCGUUGUCCUUCUCCCGGUAUUCAGAUUAUUAGACCGAUUGUGAAAGGCCCAAAUGUAGAAGAAGAACGCUAUUUAUUUGUGGACAAAUCUAAUACUUGCUUUCUGUGGUACUAUAAAGUUAUAAAUUUCCCUGAGGUUUUAAUUCAGAAUCUCAUCAUAUGGGUAUAUGACCCAGAAAACGCAGACCCCAGUGAGCUGGUAUGGGAAGCAGAAUCGCCGUCACCAAAUUCCAUUAUGCUUAGCAAGCAGUUGACCACUUUGGGCCAGGAGCCAGUUGUCUAUACACUUCUGAAGGGAAAAGUUUAUUUUUCACAUGAAAAACUGGAGAAUGGGAAACCUAAAUACGAGGAGGCCGGGGAGCAUGCCAUCCAAGUUCUGAAGUCACUACCGAGCCAGAUUCUCCAGAAAGUGUAUGAAGAUACUUUUGGAUUUCAGGACCUCAAAACAUUUAUAUUCACAUGCCCUUUGGCAAAGAGGUACUUCCUGAAGAAUGUGCUUUAG
Phyllostomus discolor (pale spear-nosed bat) is the source of this 708-nucleotide messenger RNA. RefSeq names its product cation channel sperm-associated protein subunit epsilon-like. NCBI's taxonomy places the organism in Eukaryota, Metazoa, Chordata, Mammalia, Chiroptera, Phyllostomidae. Gene Ontology annotation, biological process: sperm capacitation; flagellated sperm motility. The coding region runs from base 1 to 708 and encodes 235 amino acids. The transcript is spliced from 9 exons. The record is from RefSeq and is a predicted model, not a curated record. Gene Ontology annotation, cellular component: CatSper complex; sperm principal piece.